This is a messenger RNA of Physcomitrium patens, 2237 nucleotides long. Its product is annotated as T-complex protein 1 subunit eta. Gene Ontology annotation, molecular function: ATP hydrolysis activity; ATP-dependent protein folding chaperone; ATP binding. Gene Ontology annotation, biological process: protein folding. Lineage: Eukaryota; Viridiplantae; Streptophyta; Bryopsida; Funariales; Funariaceae. The record is from RefSeq and is a predicted model, not a curated record.
GGAUCAUCCCAUGGGUUCGAAACACAAGGAGGUUCUGGAGGCAGCCGCCCUGUUCAAGCUUGCGUACUCUCGUUGAGUGUUGCUGUUGCUGUUGCUGUUGUGCUUUGCAACUGUUGCUGCACUUGCUCCUCCGUCCCUCUCUUGAUUCAUCCAGGGAGGUUCAGUGUACGUGCUGUUGCAGUCGCUGUUCCGCAGGCGCUUGGUUGCUGAGGUCCGUCGACUGUCACCAUGCAACCUCAAAUCAUUCUGCUGAAAGAAGGGACGGAUGUCUCUCAAGGGAAAGCGCAACUUAUUAGUAACAUCAAUGCUUGCAUUGCUGUUGUGGAUGUCGUGCGGAGCACCUUAGGUCCCAGAGGGAUGGACAAGCUUGUACAUGAUGACAAAGGUACUACCAUCUCCAAUGACGGGGCCACGAUAAUGAAGCUCCUUGACAUUGUGCAUCCUGCAGCUAAAGUGCUCGUGGAUAUUGCGAAGUCACAGGAUUCAGAGGUGGGUGAUGGAACUACUACCGUGGUGCUCCUUGCCGGAGAGUUCCUUAGGGAAGCCAAGCCAUUUAUUGAAGAUGGAGUGCACCCACAGCUUAUCAUACGGGCUUUCCGAACUGCAGUAAAUUUGGUUGUAAAGAAAGUUAAAGAGCUCGCAGUAAGUAUCGAAGGAAAGAGCAUGGUUGAGAAAAAGAAUUUGCUUGAAAAAUGCGCGGCAACAACUUUGAGCUCUAAGCUUGUCGGAGGAGAGAAGGAAUUUUUCUCCAAAAUUGUUGUUGACGCGGUUACAAGUCUUGGAGCAGAUAGCCGCCUCAGCAUGAUAGGAAUAAAGAAGGUUCAAGGUGGAACAAUGAGAGAUUCUUUUCUGGUUAACGGAGUAGCUUUCAAGAAGACUUUCUCUUAUGCCGGGUUCGAACAACAACCAAAGAAAUUUGAUAAUCCAAAAAUCCUGCUGUUGAAUCUUGAGUUAGAACUCAAGUCCGAAAAAGAGAACGCUGAAGUCAGGCUCUCCGAUCCCACUCAGUAUCAAACUAUUGUAGAUGCUGAGUGGAACAUCAUUUAUGAGAAGCUUGACAAGUGCGUAAAGAGUGGUGCCAAGAUUGUCCUAUCAAGGUUGGCUAUAGGAGACUUAGGCACUCAGUAUUUUGCCGAUAGAGAUAUCUUUUGUGCCGGGCGUGUGAUGGAAGAGGAUUUACAGCGCGUAGCAACAGCGACUGGCGCGUCAGUGCAGACAACCGUCAAUAAUGUGAUUCCGGAUGUACUUGGCCAAUGUGAACUUUUUGAGGAAAGACAAGUUGGAAAUGAGCGCUUUAACAUCUUCACGGGAUGUCCAGGCGGUGAGACAGCAACCAUUGUCCUGCGUGGAGGCGCUGACCAGUUUAUAGAAGAGGCGGAGCGGAGUCUACAUGAUGCAAUUAUGAUUGUGAGAAGAGCACUCAAGAACUCGAAUGUUGUUGCUGGUGGUGGUGCUAUUGAUAUGGAACUUAGUCGAUAUUUGCGUCAACAUGCCCGGACUAUUGCCGGGAAAUCACAACUCUUUAUCAACUCGUAUGCUAAGGCCCUCGAGGUUAUCCCCAGACAACUUUGUGACAAUGCAGGAUUUGAUGCGACUGAUGUGCUUAACAAGCUGAGGCAGAAGCAUGCGUUAGCUUCAGGGGAAGGUGCCCUUUACGGAGUAGACAUCAACAGUGGUGGAAUUAUUGAUACAUUUUCCAACUUUGUCUGGGAACCCUCUGUUGUGAAGAUCAACGCCCUCACUGCUGCGACAGAGGCAGCCUGCAUUGUUCUUAGUGUAGAUGAGACAAUUAAGAACCCCAAGUCUGAGGCUGCCCAAGGGGAAGCCAUGGGCGGCAGAGGUAUGGGUAGAGGUAUGGGCGGCAUGCGUGGUGGUCGCGGCGGUCGCGGUAUGCGCAGACGGUAGAAAGUGUACUUCUCGUUGAGGACGAUGGCGUAGUUUGUGAUUCGAAACCAAUUUUGAACGCGACGGUUCUUUCUUUCACUUAGCAACACUCUGCAUCUGGAAUUUGUUAACCUCAUCCCUCAUCACGAGUACAGCGAUGUGCAGUUUCAAUCUGAGUGUAGUCUUCGCUUUUCCAUUUGCCUCGUGUUUAAGUACUGUGAGGUUAUUCAAUGUAUUCUCUGUACACAAAGAAGUUCAGUUUUAUGGCCAGUUACAGAGUUUUCAUUCAGUGCAACAUCAUAUCUAAGUGUAGUUUUGCUUGUUAUCAAGUGACGGUUUUCUUGUUCUACUCA